Molecule: messenger RNA, 1022 nt
Organism: Cherax quadricarinatus
Lineage: Eukaryota; Metazoa; Arthropoda; Malacostraca; Decapoda; Parastacidae
Source: RefSeq, a predicted model, not a curated record
GGCAGUGAGGUGCGUCCCUUUACUCUCCCUCAUCUCAGGAAUAUCUCGCGUCAUUUAUAUAAAGGUGAUGAGGUCAGUGAGGCAGGUGGAGCAGACAGUGUCAUGGGUUAUGAGGAAGUAUGUGAGGUUCCUGGUGGUGGGAGCGCUCACCACCUGCACCAUCCUCAACCUGGCUCUCCACGCAGGUACUGGACUACAAUACUACUGUCGUCAAGAAUGUCUGACGACGUUGUUGAAGGGGCCGGUCACGUCGCUGGACCGGGACGCUAUAUUCCACAUUAGAGACUACUGGGUGGAUGAACCAGCGCCCCGGGGGUCCUACAAGGCUGACUUUUCCCUCGAUAAUCCCCCGUGGGGCUCUAUGAACAAUUGGAAAGACGCCUACAAAUUCAUCAAUGACUAUUUUAAAACAUACAAGGACCGUCUGUGGCUGAGAUACACACCAGACAACUUACCUCCUCUCCUACACCGUGUCCAGGAAGGAAGCAACAGGCUCAUACAGUAUGUCGCUGUCGAGGACCGGGAGCUGGGUCAGACUGUGAUGGUGCAGUGCUUCAAUGCUGGGGCGCUAACUCUGGGAGCGCUACGAACUGCCUUCGUCGACCUGCUGGUCAUAUCCACCCAUGGUGGUGAACUCAACGUUUUCUCCAGCAUCCCCAUCACCAUCCACUAUAGAAUGGUGGUGCUGGUGGUGCCUCUGGCCACCCAGGAGGAGGUGGACGAACUACAGUCACUUGCUAAGCGUCGAGGUUUGAUUCCUGUCUUCCACCGACACAGCAUCCACAUCCUGCUUCCUCAAAAUGAAGUCAAGUUUGUCUAGCAGAGUUUGAAUUAUUCCUUCUUCUUGCCUUCCACCUGGUCUUUUCCCUCCUCUCCUUCUUCCGCCCUUCAUCUUCCUCCUCCCACAUUCGCCUCGCACAUCUUUCAGUUUCGAGGCUCCAAAUUAAUUAUUAUUAUUAUUACGUUUUUCAUAAGAAAAUAACUAUUUUUCAUAUUAUUAUUAUCAGUGUUACUACGUUCAU